Molecule: messenger RNA, 909 nt
Organism: Penicillium chermesinum
Lineage: Eukaryota; Fungi; Ascomycota; Eurotiomycetes; Eurotiales; Aspergillaceae
Product: glycoside hydrolase family 16 protein
Exons: 3
Coding region: 1-909 (302 amino acids)
Biological process (GO): fungal-type cell wall organization; carbohydrate metabolic process
Cellular component (GO): fungal-type cell wall
Molecular function (GO): glycosyltransferase activity; hydrolase activity, hydrolyzing O-glycosyl compounds
Source: RefSeq, a predicted model, not a curated record
AUGCAUGCCUCUCUGAAGCUCCUUGCCGCAGCUCUGGCUGUUGGCCAGGUCUCUGCGCAGACAUACACCAACUGCAACCCUCUCGACAAGACGUGCCCUGCGGACCCCGGCUCCACCGAGUCGACUCUGGACUUCGACUUCACUCAAUCCAUCGAUCCUAGUCAGUGGGAGACCACCGCAGGAACGGUCACCACCGGCUCUAAUGGUGCCGUUUUCACCAUCGCCAAGCGGGGUGACGCGCCAACCAUCCAGUCCAAGUUCAACAUCUUCUAUGGCGACAUUGAGAUUGUCAUGAAGAGUGCUCCCGGCACUGGUAUCGUCAGCAGUCUCGUGUUCGAGUCGGAUGACUUGGAUGAGAUUGAUUGGGAAGCUCUGGGCGGUAACACCGGUGCCAUUGAGACCAACUACUUCGGCAAGGGCGAUACCUCUACUUACGACCGUGCCACCUACCCUGCGGUCACCACUCCUCAGGAGGUCUUCCAUACCUACAAGGUUUCCUGGCAGAAGGAUGCCACUACCUGGUCCAUUGACGGCAACGUGGUCCGUACGCUGAACUAUGCCGAUGCUCAGGGCGGAUCUCGCUACCCCCAGACCCCUAUGACCAUUCGCAUUGGUAUCUGGGCUGGUGGUGAUCCCUCUAACGGCCAGGGUACUAUUGAGUGGGCUGGCGGCGAGACCGACUACUCUCAGGCUCCCUUCAGCAUGUACGUCAAGUCUGUGAAGAUCAACAACGCCAAUCCCGCCGAGUCCUACACCUACACGGACAACUCCGGCUCCUCCGACAGCAUCAAGCUGAACGGCGCUGCACCAGCUCCUUCCGGCACUUUCAACGCUGCGACCAGCAACGUUGUUGGCUACUUCACCCCUCUUUCUGUCUUGGCUCUCGUUGGUGCUUUCAUCCAGCUGUAA